UCACUUUGAAAAUCCCUCAAGUUGCAGCUGUGUGCAGAUGUCGUGCUGGUGAACAUUCUGUUAAAAAUACUACCAUCUCGGUCGUAUUGAGAAGAAACUUUUAGAUUUUGUUGUAUCUAGUCCCUACGAAACGAUUACAAUGUCUCCAUGCACAUCAGGUGUCAGUUCUGAAUCAUCUGCAGCGACUGAGCGAGCACUUGUUCAGUGACGUUCCAUUGUAUCGCCGGUCAAAGGUCAAACUCGUGAAAAGGUGAAGGACGUCGUAGCAGACAGAAUGAGGGUUCCGAAAAUGGCGGAGCUACAAUUUGAAGCUCCCCUUGCGUCGAUUGAAACAGAGGAUUGGAACGAAUUCAACGAGUUUCAAACUGCUAAGACGACAGACGAUGAAAACUGUAACAAAGACACGUUAAGCAAGGACCUUCCGAAGGAAAAUAACGAUAACAGUGUGGCCGAGAAUUUCGGCGAAACAUUUUCUGGUUCUCUGGAGGAUUUAGUGAACUCAUUUGACGAAAAAAUAUCCAAGUGCUUUUGCAAUUUUGAAGAACAGGUGGACAAAUUUGCUCCUGUGCAGAUCAGGACGCAAGAGGAAAUUGUGAAUGACUGCCAAAUGUGGUGGACUAUAACAGGGAAUUUUGGCAACAUCCUUCCUAUUGACUGGUCGAAGACAUACACAAGGCAGCUGCACACCAAAGUUCUCAACCUGGGGGAGAAAAGGGAACCAGAGGUCCUAGACCUGGACCUCUCGGAUGACGAGGAGCUGGCCCAGGCCUUCGACAUGCACUCUCUCAUCAUCUCCAGCCUCCAGCCCGAGGAGUCUGACCAUGUGGCUUCCGCAGAGGAGGUCAUCAGCGAGAUCGACAACAUGAUGCAGGAGCCUGACCUGGAUGAUGUGCCAAUGGGCCUGGAGGGAGAGAUCCCUGAGGAUCUGAGCUACACCAAGCUGAAGGAGACACUUGCCAAUCUUCCAGCAUACCCUGAAGCAGAGCUGAAGGGAAUGAGCAACACUGAGCUGCACGAAGUCCUGGCUGAGUAUGAGCUGACUAUCAAGGAGCUGAACGAGACAUUGGUGCAUGAGCUGGCCCUGCGCGAUGAGCUGGAAUACGACAAGGAGCUGAAGAACCAGUUCAUCUCUCUCCUACUCACUAUCCAGAAGAAGCGGCGCGAAGGCAAUGUGGAGAAGAAGAAAAAGAAGAAGUGCAGCGCAAACAACAAUGACAAUACUACCAGUCCAGGAUCGUACCUGACUACAGUGAUCCCAUACCACCUACACCAGGGGCCGCCAACCUCAGAACAGCUCCAGAUCUAUAUCAAAAUUUUACAGGCCAUCAAUGAAGACAGCCAGACAGUUCCAACCCUGCUGACUGACUACAUCCUCAAAGUCCUUUGCCCGACAUAAUAAGAUAUAGCCUGCCACUGGAGGGCGUUGGUCAUAAUAUUCCGCCACGAUCCCGCUGAAUUAUCGACAAGAUGCUGCCAUCAUUGCAACAUCAAGCUAUCACUGCAGACGUUAAAUACAGCUUGUAGUAUUAUCAGAGUUAACACCCACUUCACCCAGCGCUUGUCUCUACCAUGUUUACAAAAACAUUAUGGAGAAUAUCUGCCGACUGUGAAAUAACUGGUAUGGUUAAAGGGAGAUAAAUACUGACAGACUUAGUUUAAGGCCAGUUUUCAAGCUGUUUGACAGGGGGAAGUUUUUCUUAAUAUUGACAACUGUUUGCUAAAGCUUCUAAAAAACUUUCUCUCUGGCAAACAGUCAGUAUGAAGUGAAAAAACAACAACAUUUUAGCAGUGACUUAAAUCUUGGUUUCCAGAAUACGCAAAGCGGCUAUCAAAUUCAAAUGAAACAAGGUGUUCUUGAAGUGGGUGUUAUCUCUGCUAUGGCUAGUAUUGAUCAGUGUCAGAGCGGUGUCUCUGUCUUCAACUUCAUAUACAGCACUGUACAUUUCAGCAAAUCAUUUCCGUUGACUAUGUUAUAGCUAUGGUUACUGACAUUGGUGUUGUUAUAACACAUGAAAUGUACAUGGUACUUACAUGUCAGUAUCAAUUGAGUGAUUUUUUCCACAAAGCUUUAACAGCUUCUGAAAGUUGGCGCGUGUUGUGUGAAUCAGUAAUCGAGUUUCUGUGGUAUGCUUGAUGAUGUUUAUCAUUGAUACAGUAUGAAACUCUUCAUUGGAGUUCACAGCGUUUUCUCAUGAAGGGCAAUUAAGAUGAUAGAGGUUUAUAGAGGGACAUAUAGAGUAGAAGGUUUCAGGAGUAUUUUGCCUGAAUUUACAAUUCGCCCUUUGUGUGUCCAGUUUAAUAUAUAAGCGUUUUGCUGGCAUGUUAGUGUGUAUUUUCACUCUAUUCAUAGCUCACUAUGGGCACAUGUGCAAAUAAUAUAUACUGUAAAAUGUACAUUUCUGCUUUGUUUUAUAAAGCUUUUUGUGCCAGAUGUGAAUAUUUCUGCAAUAUUUCCCAUGUAGGCACAACAAUGACUGUGCACGAUUGUAUGCACAUAUCAGUGUGAAAUAGUGACAUAUUUAUAUCUUUUCAAUAUUGAUAUCACCAUGGAGAUUUUCUUGGUAGAUGCUUUCUAUACUACUCAAAACAAGUAAGCUUGUUCGAAGCUUGUGCGAUGCAAUGCCCACCAGCAAUGACUGAUAACCAUAGUCAUAUGAAACAAUCGGGUGUUCUUUAACUUUGUUCGAGUAGUAUAUUUAUGUUACACUGUAGUUUUCAUAUGCCAGUGACAUAGGAAUCUGGUUUUAGCAAUUUCCUAAGAAUUAAACCAUGUUUUAUGGGCAGUGUCUAUCUAUCAACAUAUAUGUUUAGAUUUCUUUUUGCAUUAAAUACUAAAGUAUAAGAGUUUAAUAUGAUUUGGUGCGAAAUCCUAGGUGUUUACGUAGAUAGUUACCCUAAUCUGUUCCCUAUAGCAGUGUUUUUAUUUGAUCUGAUAGUGUAGUCAUAGCAACUAACUCUAUCUGGCAGCAUCGUGUAAUAUCAAAAUGCUUUCUUCAAAAGCAACACUGAUUUGCAGUAAUGUAGAUAUAACACAUACUUGUUGUGAUUUUCAAUUCACAGUUGUUUCUCUGAUCUGUAAAUAUUGAAAGAUGGAGUAUAGCAUCAAAUUGCAUAUUAGUGACUUUAGUUCUUCUGUGAUGAAUCUUUGAAUUCUAAUGUUAGAGUAUAUUUUAUCUGAUCUAAGCAUUCCAUCUGUUUCUUUACGACUUGGCUGAUGGAGAAGGAGUCUAAAAAUCGGACAUGAAUCCUAGGAAAGAUGGUGUUACUGUUAGAUAUUGAUGUUACUUUCUCCUUGAAGAUUUGUCUGAGUAUGUAAAUCAAACAGGUAUGAAAUGAAAUUAUUAAUUAGAAAAUUAGUAAGUGAUCCAAUCAAAUCAGACAGUUGUCAAAAUACAACAUUGUGAUGGAACGGUGAUAUGUACAAUGUUAUUGUUGACUAUGUAUCAGAACACUAGGUUUGUGUAUAGUGUAAACUGUUGUAUAUGGGUUAAUAUGUUUAACACAAAAUAGAAAUGUUGCUGCAAAAUUCAACCCCAAAAGUAACAUCUAAAGCACCAAGGAGCUAGGACGAAGAAGGAACUGUUGAAAUCAAAUUCUUAUAUUGAUCAUUUGAUGAUAUUCAAACCAAAAUCACAUUUCGCCGCCGUGGGAACAUCUAAUAUCCAUGGCAAUGUACCAUCUGUCUCUGAAACCAGCUUGACUGGAUAUCAUUUCAUUGUAUAUAUCGUACAUAAUACCCACAUCAGGUACAUGUCUUGUGCUCUUUGCUGUACUAAGAGACUCCAUAUAUCUCCACUGUGUGCAUGCAUGUACGUCACGGAGUCAUGAUGUUUGGUGCUUCAUUUACCCUGUGUUUGUGUCGAUGUGUGAUCAUUCCUUAUGCAGCCAUUGCAGUUAGUGUUUGUGAUGGGGGAGUUUUUUGUGGGGAUGCAUCAUGGGAUGGCUGAGGUGACGAUAUUCAAAUAGGGUACGAGGAUGGAUGUACGGAUCAAGUUUAUGGAAGGUUGAGGGAACAGCAGUCAUGAUAACUUAGCUUUGGAAUUUUUCAGCUAUUGGCAAUAAAUUGAAUCACCAGGGCCUGUGUUCCACAUAGCGAUAGUAGCGCUAAGAUGAUCGUAACUCCCAUAAUUUAACAUAGACUUACGACAGUCGUAGCACUACAAUUGCUUUGUGGAACGGGGCCCAGAAAAUGAUUACUGUAUCUACUCACCCAUCUUAUUAGAGUGGGGAUGAUUUCUUAUUGAAAAUGGGGGGGGGGGGCUUUUCUUUUCAACAAAUAAUGGUAAUAGUUAUUGGGUAUGUUUGGGACAUCUGACAUUCUGAGUUCCGAACCAAGUGUCAGGACAAAUAUUGGUGAUAUGUGGGGUGGCUUCUGUUUGGUAAGAGCAGCAGGAAAAGUCCCACACCCUAAUACAAGGCCUCUUGUGCACAGUGUACCUAUUACAUAAAUGAGUCAUUGAACAGGUUGGUAGUAUAAAAAAAUGUAAAGUCAGAAUUUAAAAUGUUAAAGAAAAUUAGUAUUGGACACUGCUAAGAAAAUGAUUGCAUUAAAACAAAAAUAUUCCUCAUGUGUUAAUCUGUUGCCGGUAGCCAUUGUCGGCUGAUGGUUCGUCCCUGUAAUUGUGAUGCGUCCCUGAUUGGCUGUGCUGUAGUUUAUAAGUUGACCUUGAAUGUCGUCCCUGCAGCAUCUCCAUGAUGUUCUCAAUGUAGUGGUUCUGUUUUACUGACAGCUGCAGCCUCCUUGCUGAUGUUUGUCUUAUUGUUUAUGUGAUUAGUGCUCAGGGGAGAUCACUCCGUCAAGUGUUGUCCACUUGCUUUCACAAAGUGGACAAAUGUAUACAUGGCCACCAGUGAAUGUGCACCUAAAAAUCAUAUCCUUAAUUAAGUAAUUACUGAUUAACCUGGUGAAAAUGCUGUUUUGACUGCUACCAUUUGAUAACUUCAAAAAGUAACAUUGACAAACUUGCAAUUUUUUAUUGUUCUGUUUUGAAGGGACAUUAUUUGUAAUUUUAAAUAUCAUUGACAUUUGUAACAAUGUAUUGAUGUGGUAAAAUGUGUCAAAACUUUAAAUGAUCAAUAGUUUCUACAAAAAAGAACACAGUGUUAUAAUAUCAUAGCACUGUCUCAGAAUUUUGGAUGUUGAGAUUUUCUGGUGGAUAAUUCAUGGCUUUUUACAUAGCUGCCAAGUUAUAUCUGUUCGAUGAAGGAUUUUCCUUUGAAGGAUGUUGUGAUUGGAAAAGGUGUUAGUUAUGCUUGUUACUGUUACCACUGUACAGUACCCCAUUCGAGGCCAUUCACACGGUGCAAAUAGUGAAUACAUGUUGUUGCUUUCAACACACUUCCAUGUGUAAACAUCAAAACACACAAAACUGUUUGAUUAUGUUAAAGAAAUUGAAAGAUAAUUUUUUUAGUUUGAGCAGGUGUAUUGUAAGUCCAAUAAAAAAAUAUUUUAUCCAUCGAUUCAUGACACCCCAACAAUGACACGGUCUUACAUUCACACAUGACUACAGGUUAACACUGUUAGAAAUUGGCACUAGUCCUGUAGUCCUUGCGGGGCCGUCGGGUAGCCAAGUGGUUAAAGCGUUCGCUCGUCACGCCGAAGACCCGGGUUCGAUUCCCGACAUGGGUACAAUGUGUGAAGCCCAUUCCUGGUGUCCCCCGCCGUGAUAUUGCUGGAAUAUUGCUAAAAGCAGCGUAAAACCAAACUCACUCACUCACUCACACUCACUGUAGUCCUUGCCAAACUGCCCAAUAGUUAAGGUAUCAUAAGGACUAGUAGAAAUUUACCAUUUUUAAGGGUUUUGCUAUAUGUUAUCAUUAUAAGGACUAGUGGACAAAAAAUGUUAGUUUCUGCCACUGAGGUAUGCAUUAAUACUUUCAAGAAUCUCAGCAGAUUCAUCCGUUUCUGUGGUAGAUGCCAUGAGAAUGUAUCAGUAUGUUGCUUGGCAACAAUGCAGUAACUGAGAUGUAUGGGAACUUGCACCGUUAACACCAAAGCUCCUGUGAAUUGUGUUGGAAUGCUAGUCAUCUUGCAGUCCUAGUUGCCCUGUGUGAAUGAACCUGUAAACCGUUAGAUGUUGUACCUUGUGCUUUGUGUCUUUCAAAACUUGAUGAAGUACACCAGUAUAUUUUCCAACUUUCUGUCCACAUAUCGAUAUUAGUUUGUUGAAAACAUGAUGUCUGUGAUUCCAUGGAAAUUAAUCGUGACCUCGCAAGCAUAAUCAUGUGUAACAGAAUCAGAAGCUGUCGUUUGUCGCCAUGUUCAUCACAAUUUGAACAAACUAAGUUCACAGCUACACAAAAACUUGCCUUAUUACAACACUGUUUAUCCUGGCCUCAGCUACUCCACUAUAACAUACCAUGUUGUGUUGUCAGAAUUGUAUUAGGCUUCAACAGAUCAAUCAUGUUAUCUUUCAAAGGGGGGGUGGGCGGUCGGGUAGCCUAGUGGUUAAAGCGUUCGCUCGUCACGCCGAAGACCCGGGUUCGAAUCCCGACAUGGGUACAAUGUGUGAAGCCCAUUUCUGGUGUCCCCCGCCGUGAUAUUGCUGGAAUAUUGCUAAAAGCGGCGUAAAACCAUACUCACUCACUCACUCAAAGGGGUGGUAAAGGUGGUCGCGUGUCACACUAGCGUCCCGGGUUUGAUGACCCACAUGGGUACAAAGUGUGAAAGACUUUUAUGGUGCCCCCAGUCAUGAUGUAUCAGGAAUGUAAGCGGUAUUAAAAAAAGUCACAAGAGUUUUUUAGAAAGUAACAAAUUCUGGAUUGCUAGCACACCUGAUAACAAAUAUAUUAAAUAUUCUUUAAUUGCAAUCAGUUAACACACUCUUGUCAUCAACCUGUCGAAACGGGACUAACAUAAUGGGACUGACAAACCCAAGAAAUGUGUUUGUCUCUUGGAAAAUCGUUUUGUAUUUCAUUUGUUCUCAAAGUCGGCAAAACCGGUUUUCUCAAUCAUUGACAGGCAAACUUUCUUUCACGAAGAUAAAAUGAUUGAUCCUUAAGUGCUUCCUUAAGACCGAUGUUGACACUGCUAGAUCGUAACCAGAUUUGUACACAAAGACAUUCACUUCCAUCUUUCGUUUCAAAGAAUCAUAUGUCCUGUCUUGUGUUGAUGCUUUUGUCCCAUGUGUCCAUGAAAUAAUCAUUAUCCUGUGUUUCACCAUAUUGCAUAAUCCACAUGAUUUACAUGCUCCAUCCAUUGUGUUUACAAGUUCGUGCCAUUAGAAAGAUUUGCCAAUAUGAUCAAACCUCGCCAUCGCUGUCAAGGCCUCUCUUCACAUGUGAACAUUGAGCAAAUUGAGUUUUACCCUUGGUUGGAGAUUUUAUUGUAUAUCCUUGUCAUAUUUGAUCAAAUAACGGAGAUUGAGAAGUUGUGAAUGGUAUGUGGAGGUUGUCAAGGUUGAAUUAUCAAUCACCAAGGAUUAUUUAUGUUUCUGAAGAUGUUCUGGUUUGGUCCACACUCAUGAAGAGAGUCAGAUGUGGGUUACCCUCUAAGGUGGAAUGUUCGCACUAUAAAAUUCAAUAUUCAUCAUGUGCAAUAUGAAGAAAGGCAAAACAAUAUUCUUUCAUUUCGAGGCCUUGUUUUGUUUUUCAGAUUUGUGGCAUUAGUCUGCAAAGGCAUUUCUACCUUAAGUAUUUGAGACUUACCCCCAUCCCAUGUCUCUUGAUGUACUAUUUCCGACAUUAGUCAGCAACUGCUUAAACUGUGAGUUGUGUUUAGUGAUGAUGGACACAGAUGGUGGAAGCUGAUGGUGGACUGAUUCACGUUCACAUCAAUAAAAAUGCUUCAUUAGAUAUUAAGUUAACAUUAAGUUGAGAACAUUCUAUCCUCACUUUAAAACCAGUGGUUCAUUUCAGAAAGUGAUCAUAGCAACACAAGUAUCACAGCUGCUGUUUUAAGGUAGACUUAUGUCAGUCUUCUCUGUGAGGGCGCGGUAGGGUAGCCUUGUGGUUUUUCCUCGUCUGCUGAAGUUAUGGCUUCCCAUACAUGGGUACAAUAUGAAAAGCCCAUUUUUGGUGUUCCCCAGCCAUGAUAUUGCUAGAAUAUGGCUAAAAGUGGUGUAAAACCCAACUCACUCACUCACUUAUCUUUUGAGACUUUUGAGAAACGGCACCCUGGAAUCCCUCUUCAGGGAAGUAUCGUUACCUUAUGACUGACAUAAGUUUAUGUUCAAGUAUACAAGUUAGGACAUUCAUAACGCUACCAUCACAUAUGAAAGGUUAUAUUGGACAGUAUGUAGGUCUACUUUAGUACCAGGUCUCUGUGGUGUCAGGAUAACUUAUUCAGUAACUAUGUGUGUCCCUUCAGCUGUUCUCCAGCAGCCUGUUGCUCUGUUAACUAGCCUGGUCUAACACUGUAGCUCUCUGAGCUAGGUUGUUCCCAUCCAUGAGUGUUAUAGAAGUGUAAAGUGGGUCUUUGAGUCAUCCUUGAGCCUACCUUAGUUACCCUUAUUCCCAACACUGGGUGUUUGAGAUAGUUUGAAGUGCUACUGUGGAUCUCAAAAGCCAUAUAUCCAUCUUUAAUUCAUUGAGCUAGCCAACUGAUAACUAAGAACUGUGAGCUAGCUAUAGAUGAAGCCCAUGGUCUGCAGUUCAUGUUGACUGGGUUAGACUGAAUACAUCCUUAGGUCUCUGCACUAGUUUAAGUGCUAGUGUCGUAUCCGCACUAGUUUAAGUGUUGGUGUGGUCUCUGAGAUCACAUGUAGUACUGCAUGGGCCAUGUCUGUGGUGUCCUGCAGACACGCUGAGCCAGACUUGUGGAUCACUUGUACAUAAAGCAGCAGUGUUGGCCAUCAUGAAGUGGGUCAGGCUGUUACCAGGUCCUCUUUGUUGUAUGACAGUGUAGCUAGAAACUGUUUCAAAUAAACUGUGCUUUGUCAAAA
Molecule: messenger RNA, 8882 nt
Organism: Haliotis rufescens (red abalone)
Lineage: Eukaryota; Metazoa; Mollusca; Gastropoda; Lepetellida; Haliotidae
Product: fasciculation and elongation protein zeta-2-like
Exons: 8
Coding region: 275-1396 (373 amino acids)
Cellular component (GO): axon; cytoplasm
Source: RefSeq, a predicted model, not a curated record